Molecule: messenger RNA, 2247 nt
Organism: Medioppia subpectinata
Lineage: Eukaryota; Metazoa; Arthropoda; Arachnida; Sarcoptiformes; Oppiidae
Source: the annotation of a GenBank genome assembly
AUGGACUUCAACGCCAGACCCGACUCUCGCGACAACAACCACUUCUACCACUACAACGCCAGCCUCAGUCCUCCGCAGCAGCCGCUGGUCAACAAUAGUAGUGGUGGUCAGCGGUCGCCACUGGAGCCGCAGCUGUGGACGCAGAACGACUAUUUGAGUCAAUACUACUCGCAAUACUAUCGCGACUAUUAUCGCCGUUUCCUCGGCCAACAGCAGCUCCACCAACAGGUGGCGCGCGCCACCACCACUGUUCUCAGGCCGCCCCUCAAGUACGGCAGCGUGCGGUGCCAUUCGCGCGCGCUCUUCUCGCAACACGACAACUCGCUGGUCGUCGUCGACAACACCCGCAGACGUCACGUCGUCUUGUAUUCUCUGCGCGAUCUGUGCGUCGAUUACGUCUACACCGCUCUCUCGCCACUCAUCAGAGACGGCGCGGCGGGUCUUCCCGUGACGUCACGCGACGCGUGUCUCCAAUGGUUGCGCAGUUUCGGCGAAUUCGCGCCGAACUUCGAGUUGAAGCUCGUGACGAAAGUGAUGGAAAUGUGUUUAAAGCAGAACCGCGUGGAAGGCCACGACCUCGCGGAGCUGUUGUUGCCGCACGUGCUCAACGCGGAACGCCUCGAACAGCAGUUCCCCGCGGAGACCGCGAGUAGGAACGCCUUCCGCGCGCUCCUCCUUCGCGGACAGCGCGCGCUCGCUCUGAGCCACGCGAUGGACGCCAACAAUGGACUCAUGGAUCACGCGCUCGCACUCUCAUACCUGUUGACGACGCGCGACGACAUUCGGCGCCGAAAGACGACAACAAUCAGCGAAUUAAUGAUGAAAACAGUGAAGAAGUUCUGCGAAACGCUUCACCCGAAAGAUCCGCUUCACGUGUUUUAUUCUUCGCUUUCGAACGAAAUCCAAAGGAAGACGAGAAUAGAAUCGGAAACGAGUUUCGAAGCGUUUCUCAUUCUUCUGUCGAACGAAAUGGACUUAAAGUCAAUUCAUUUGUCGCAAAACGACGACAUUUUUCCGCAAUUAUUAUCUCUAAUCAGACAUUUGGUGACAGAAGAGGAAGAAAGAGAGACUUUUAUAUUAAGCGACGAAUUAUUCGAUUCCGAAAUGAAUUCAAUUCUUUUGAACGAAAGUUUGGAGUUUUGUCUGCAUUUUGGGAAACAUUUUAAUCGAAAACUUGUGUUCAAAAAAGUGAAAUUAGUGUCAAUUCUCUUCGACUUUGGUUUUAUCGACAUUUGUCUCCAAUAUUUGCCGCAAUUGAAGACAUUCUCCGAUAAUCUCAUUAUUAGACGAAUUAUCUAUGAAUUGGAAUCGCGUUUUGAUAGAGACGUCGUCCCAUUGGACGCAGAGUUGACGACACAUGACGUCCACGACGUCUUCGCCGACGACGCGUCGCUUCACACCAGUGCUCAACAAUUGUCGUUCGAGACGACGCCCGAAGAAGAAAGUCCUUCAGAACAAACCCGUGAUAUUCAGACAGAAGCACCGCUUCUUGAACCACAAACGCCUCUCCCAUUGAAUCCGGGACUCGACUUCUACGGCCAAGUCGUCGCCCCUCCGCCGCCGCCUCUCGUCAACAAUGUGUAUAAUUCUGUCGUCGAUGCGACGCCUUCUUUGACGACAGAAUCGACAUUCACUUCAAACGACUUUUCCUUCAUUUCGAACUCCAAUUCUAUGCCUUCAAUGCCCUUCGAGUUCGAGACAAACGAGAGUGCGAUCCGCGAGACGACACUCAACGACACUCCUCUGCAACAGUCGUCGACGACGACAGCGCCGAAGACGACGUCCAACGACUUGGACGCCAAAGACGACCGACAGAAGAGUUCCGGCCUUUUGAGCAAACUUUUCAAUUUCAGACCCAAGAAUCAGGCCAUUCUUCCCGACGACUCGCACCCGACGCUCGUCUACGACAAGAAUCUCCAGCAAUGGGUCGACACGAGCGCCGCAGCGCCCAACGCGGCGGCCCCGCCCCCGAUGGCGGCGCCCCCCGUGACGGCGAUGGGAGGCGCGCCUCCUCUGAGCCGGAAAUUCGAAUUCAAUCGCAAUUCAAAGCGCUAUUUAGAUGUCACGAGAAUUCAGUGAAAAUCAGUUUUUAUUUUCGCAUUCAAAGAGAGUUUCGAAAACGACUUUCGACGACAAGAAGACGUCCGCGUCGUCGCUCAUCGCGUCCACCAAUUGUCGCGCUCUGCGAACCCUUUCCUCGUAAUCUUCUAAUUGUUGGGCGAAUAGAAAGUGAAUAAAAAUGGCGAC